AAACGUUUCGCCGAAAAGUUAGUUCUAGCAAAACUGUACCGGUACCCUCCCGAGGGUCUUUUAUCACACAGUCACAAGGUGUACCGUACACUGUGCAGUACCGGCACAUUCCCGCAAUUUGAAUUCACGGUUUACAAAGUUGAAAGUGCUGAUAACUUGGAUUUUUGUUCUCGGUGUUCUGGUGCGCCUAUUCAGCAACGCGGGCGUGGGUGAUCAUGACUUCCAAAAGUUCCACGUCAAAUGGGAGAACUCGUAUGUCAAGUUCAGUUUCCAUAACAGAUUUUGAUGCUAGCUUUAAGGUGAUGCUGGUUGGCGACUCUGGUGUUGGAAAAACAUGUGUACUUGUUCGUUAUAAAGAUGACACUUUUCUGAGUGGUAGUUUUAUAUCAACUGUUGGAAUCGAUUUCAGAAAUAAAAUGGUUCUUAUUGAUGAUAGAAAAAUUAAACUUCAGAUAUGGGAUACUGCAGGCCAAGAACGAUUUCGAAGUGUUACUCAUGCAUACUAUCGUGAUGCAAACGCCCUUCUGCUUGUAUAUGACAUAACUAAUCGUCAAUCUUUCAACAAUGUAAGAUCAUGGAUAGCUGAUAUUAAACAACAUGCUAAAGAGAAUGUGAUUGUAAUGCUUAUUGGAAAUAAAGCAGAUUGUUCUUCAACUCGAAUGGUUACUCUGGCUGAGGGAGAAAAGUUGGCAAAGGAAUUUGAACUUGUAUUCGUUGAAACUAGUGCAAGGUCUGGGAUGAAUGUUGAACUUGCUUUCAAAGCUGUCGCUAGAGAGCUGCAUAGAAAAUCUCUAACAGCAGCUGAUUGUAUUGGUUAUGACAGGGGAGCUAAUUGCAAAACCAGAGACUCUUUUAAUAUUAGCAAAUAUGUCGAGGAAGAAAAGGAAAAAAUGUCAUGCUGUUAACAAAUGUAUAAUAUAUCUCUUAUUUGUGCAGAAAAUGGGGUUCAUUGUUGUUGCAAUGUCAAGUUUUUAUCCAAAACAAGAGAUUGAACCUGAAAGGUAAUGAGCAGUGUAUUACUUUGCAAUGAAAAUGUAUGAAGACAGAAUGUUCAAUAUUUAAAUAUUAUUGGCUAUUUUUCUCAAUUAUGAUUCUCUUAUUUGAUUGAUUCGGUACAAUGUCACUUUGUUAUGAAGCAGUUGAAUGUUUUGCUCAUUGAACAGACUUUGAUUCUUCCAAUUUUGAGAUGAUCUUUUUCCCAGAUAUCUAAAAUUUAGGCCAGUAGCAUGAAAGAAUGAAUGCUGAGUUAUUCAAGGCCUGAAAUUUUACUUCGUGCAUUAAAAUUAAGAAAAGAAAAGGUAGCUCCAAUAUUGAAGAAUUUAUAUAUAUGUUUUUCAUAAACCUCUUUAAAUUGUGAAAAGGCAUUUAAAGUAUGUCGCUGCUAUUGCAGAACUAGAAAAAUGUUUUUUUAUUGAAAGCAAUUUUGCAGUCAUUGACAAACUUCCAUAAAUUUAACCUGUUCUAAAAUCAUAUAUUUUGCUGAUACCAGUUUGAAUCUGUGGUACAUGAUGAGUUGUAAAAAAUUACUACUGGAAUCUUUAUUAAAAAUCGAUAUCUUAAAGCUAGAUGUAUCCCAUUAUUACAAUGAAAUUAUAGGAUUAUGGACAGAAUAUAACAAGCUGCUUAAUUAUUAAUUAAAUCAUGAGCAUCUUUCCAUAUUUUUUGAUCACAGGCCUAAAUUCAUGUGUAUUUUGAAAUUGAUUUUUAGAGUUGUGAAUUGUGAUCUUAUCAUAAUUUAACUAGUCCCGUCUUUUACAAACCAAUGUUAAAGUUUGAUAAACAUUGUGAGAAUUUUUAUUACCAAUAUCAUCCUGCAGAAAAGUCAUGAUUUUUGUUUGACAGAUGCUCAGUAUUACGUAUGAUACACAGUAUUAUAAACUGAUUCCUUUGACCUCCCCAUAUAGUAUAUAAGUUUCUAUUGAUAUAUUGUGUUAAUUUUUAUUUAAUAUACAUUAAAUACAUAUUGUUAUCAACAAGAUUUCGGUACCAUCAGCAAAUUUUAAUAUAUAUUUAUACUAUGUAAAGCAUGUAGUUAGUAUAUCCAUAAGUGCUCAGUUGGAGUACCUCAUACCACAAUUGUACAACUACCAAUUUCAUGGUUUACUUUAAGCUAUUUAGUAAUAUCUACUUGACUCUUUGACAGAUAUCUGUUUUUAUUAUUACCUAUUCUCAAUAGGAUUUUGAUAGUAGUAGCAUCAUUCGAAGGUACUCAACCAUUACAAGGGUGCUUGCCCAGCUAAAACACAAAUAUGCUUUGUUUACCCAUCAUGUGCAAAACAAUUUUGAUGUAUACAUUUUCAUAAUCACUACGUCACUACCAUGAUUGAUUUAUUUGGUUGCAUAAUUGGUUCUGAGAUAGUUUACCUUGGGAAGAAAUUUUAGUUGUUUAUUUGUCGAAUAAUGUACUUGUGGUUCUAUUGUAUACACGCUUCUGUUUGGAUUCACAGAUUAUAUUUACCUAAAUUUCCAGAUACGCCCUAUGCUAACAUCAAUGAGACAUUUUGAUUGAAUAGAUCGGUAUUUGCGCAAUAUGUUUUACUGUCAAAUGAAAAGCAAGUUAAAGUAAAUGUAUUCUUUAAUUUUGAUAUCAUUAUCGACCAUUGGUCACUACGGCUCAUCGUCCGAGGAAAUUCGUACAAAAAUGUUCAUCAAGCACAACAAUAUUUUUAAAAACAAAUAUUACUGUACAAACUUGUUUCUCAGUAUGUAAGAUUAUUAUGUGGGGUUGAUUUUCAUGAUUUGGGUAUUUCUGGUGCAUAAUUUCAAUUUCCUUCAGCAUGCUAUUUUAUAAAUGCUAUUUUUCCUUGAUCAUUUUAUAUUUAUUUUUAUGUAUUCACUUCUUGACGAUUUGUUAUAUAAGAAUGAUUUUGGAUGUUUCUUAUGAUUUCAAAUACCUGGUAUCAAUCAAUGCUGAUGCAUUAUUAAAUCUUUUCUCAGGCAAUAACAUUAGAGAUGUUAAAUUUUUUAUGUUCAUAAUAUAAAUAAAUUAUAAUAAAAAAUUAUCUUCGUAAAUCAUUCUCUAUCUAUGGUCAUUGCUUGGCAGAACUUGUUUGCUCCUGUAUGUUGUGGUUCUGGAGGAGACCUCAAAAUUAAACCUACUGGCCAUUAGAUUCACGAAAAUGAUUGAAAUCUCAUAUUGGUUAAUCAAUCAUUUUGGCCUUAAUUUUUUUUUCCUCCAUUCCCUUUCUUAAGAUCUUCCACAAAUGAUAAACCGCUAAUGCAUACUAAUAAUGUGUAAUAAAAAUAGAACUGUUAUUAAGAUGUGCAUAUGAACUAUAUUUUUGUUGUUCCAUACUUUUAAUAUUGUAAUACCUUUGUGAUUUUUUUGAUUUGCACAAAAUAGCAAACAAUCUGUGCAAUAUUCUGUUUAGUACUUCAUGAUGUUGACAAACCGAUUUAUGUUGCAGAUUUUAAUGUCAAAUUCCAUUCAAAUUUCGAAUUCUUAGAAAGUGCAAGCAAGUUCUUCAUGUCAUCUGUAUGUGCAAUUAUAUUUAAAAUAUUAUGUAUUGUAGUAUAUGUAUUUUAUAUUCAAUGCUCUGUAAAUUAUCUGAUAUUUGAAUCUGCUUACCAACGUUGUUGGGUUUUAUCAGAAUCAUGCUAAUGCUUUAUUUUAUUAUGUAUUCUAGUUCUCUCCUUUUUUUGCAAAAUUCCAGUAGUUGUAUGACGAAGUAUUAGCAUUAACACAGAAUAUCGGCAUUGCGGCCGACUUCUCACCAUUUUUAUGACCUUAAUUUGAUCAGAUAUAAAAAUUGUGUCUGAAAUUGUCAUUGACAAUCACAUUUUCUUAGGUGUUUCAACACCAACUUCCGUAAAGUCAAUGUCAAAUUUCAAUGUCCUUCGAUUCUGUAGAAUUUUUGCAGAUGUCAAAAUAUUCCUAUUAAAAGGUCGCCACUGUUAUUGAAGUACUAACUAUUUUGAACUAUACCACGGCACACAAGUCACUACAAAUACACUAAUGAAUAUGUGAUUUUGUAUUAUUUAAACCUAUUUUCAUGUAUUCAUUUAUGUGUCAUUCUCAAUUUGGUACAAAUAUUUUCUUCAGCAUUCACUAUAAUAUUAUUCUCGGUUCUUAUAGAAAAA
Styela clava is the source of this 4080-nucleotide messenger RNA. Its product is annotated as ras-related protein Rab-37-like. Lineage: Eukaryota; Metazoa; Chordata; Ascidiacea; Stolidobranchia; Styelidae. Gene Ontology annotation, molecular function: GTPase activity; GTP binding. The record is from RefSeq and is a predicted model, not a curated record.